This is a messenger RNA of Opisthorchis viverrini, 1092 nucleotides long. RefSeq lists its product as hypothetical. The transcript has a single exon. NCBI's taxonomy places the organism in Eukaryota, Metazoa, Platyhelminthes, Trematoda, Opisthorchiida, Opisthorchiidae. The record is from RefSeq and is a predicted model, not a curated record. Bases 1 to 1092 code for a protein of 363 amino acids.
AUGCCAGCGUAUUCGAAACUGAACAAGCGUCGCAGAGUCACAUGUCGCAAAUGUGGGCUACCUUUCGGUUACGUGCCAUUGUCAUGUGCUUACCUGGAAGCGAACCUUGCCUUUCUGUAUGACAAAAUUCGCAAGCAAAAACAAUCAGAAAGCGUAAACCAAACGAAUGAAAACAACGUAGGUGAAUUGGCGGAAAGGACACCAAAUGACCAGACACAAGAAUAUGCACAUGAAGCACGUGAAACGGAAGAGAAACCCAAAACCGCGAAGCGUUUCACGGUUCAGACCAAAGCCCCUUCAUGCACAUCUGACGAAUCAGCUGACGAACGAAUGUUCUUGUCGAUGUUUAUGCCCGACUGUAUUAAUAUCAGAGUAAAUCCAAGGUGUGAUGACCGUCAAAUCGAAACGGACGGUCCAUGUAACAUUUUGUAUCGUUUCAAGUUUCUUGAUGGGGUUAGGGAGAAUGUGGAAGAGGUGAAGUGUUCCGGAUGUGAUUCCACUGUCGGGGUCCGAUUUGUACCAGUUUCCUUUGACAAGACGCUUCCCCCAUCUCAAAAUCUCGGAACCGUACAAAGGACAAAUUGUCGCCAGAAGACUCUGAGCUUCGAGGAGGAGUAUGAUAAGUCCAACAAUCCACCAAGCACAUCAGACAACCCACAAGCCUUUUGGGAUAGGGCUGAGAGAGAGGGGUGGAUCUCAUUGUCACUGGAGUGUGUAGAUAUUGAACCGCUGUUCGGUCUUGUCGGUUUGGACCAAUUUUCCAUUCGUUAUGAGGGCGGCGAAAUGUCUCCGCUUUUCUAUCACUCCAUCGAGUCGGAUGUAUUGUUCUCACAAAAUUCAGCCACCUGGAUGGUUCCCGCUCGCCGCACAAAGGGUGGGAGAUAUGUGGCCGCUCACUCGGACAACCAAGUGACUGGAUGGGAUAAAGUGUACUACGAUUUGGAACAUGUAGAUAAAGCGGUCCCGAAUACGCUCGGUCACGGAGACAUGAUUCAAGCCACAGUUCGUCGACUAUGUCCGAUCUAUUCAUCUGUCAGACCAACCGAACGAUAUGCGAAGAAGGUGGAAACCAAACAGUGGGAUAAAACUUGA